This is a messenger RNA of Salvia hispanica, 3949 nucleotides long. NCBI's taxonomy places the organism in Eukaryota, Viridiplantae, Streptophyta, Magnoliopsida, Lamiales, Lamiaceae. The record is from RefSeq and is a predicted model, not a curated record.
GCGUUUCUCUCCCUAGAUUUCUCUCUCUGCGAAACCAUGGAAGCCAUUGCUACAGCAGGCGUCGAGUUUCUUGUCCAAAAUCUGAUCAACGUUCUGAGUGAAGAGUUCGCCCUACUUCAAGGUCUCGAGGAAGAUGCCGGAAAGCUGCAGGAGACUUUGGAGAUGAUUCAAGCCUACUUGAGUGACGCUGAGACGAAAUCCACCGACAAAGCAGUCAAGAAUUGGUUGAGGAAACUUGAAGCUUUGGCUUUCGAUGCUUAUUAUGCCUUGGAUGAACUCAACUAUCAUUUUCUCUACAAAAAAGCGAGGAAAAUGGACGCACCCAAUCCCAAGCCAAAGAAUAAGGUACUAUCAUGCUUGUCAUCCUGUAGUGGUACUCGCAUUUCACGUCGCUCUAAAAUGGCUCAUACUAUCAAACAAAUUAAUGCGGAUUUUGAGUCUGUGAACAAAAUGGCAACUUAUCUUGGCCUUCAAAUCAUUCUUGCGAAUUCACUUUCUGUUGUUGUUGAUACUUCCCUUGAGACUGAUUCGUUCAGUCUUGAUCCAAUCUUUAUUGGAAGAGAUGAUGAUGUGCCUAAAGUAGUUGACUUGCUCACCCAAACCCACCAAGAGGAACGGAUGUUCUCCAUCGUUGCUAUCGUGGGAAUGGGGGGUAUGGGGAAAACUACGUUGACUAAAAAAGUCUUGAAUCAUGAAAGGGUGAAGGCUCGAUUCGGAUCACAUCUUUGGGUUCAUGUUUCUCAAACCUUUGAUCCAAUCGUUCUUUUCAAAAAAAUACAUUAUAAGUUGACUAAAAGGGCAAGUGACGGAGUUGAGAGUAGAGAUGAUAUAUUGGAAAAGCUUCUAGAAGCUCUCAAGUAUAAAACAUUUCUUCUUGUUCUUGAUGAUGUAUGGAAUGAAGAUGUUCCAAAGUGGGAUGACUUUAUGAACUCCAUGUCAGGAGUUACUUCCACAAUGGGAAAUGGCAUUAUCAUCACUACCAGAAGUCACAAGGUUGCUUCAGUUGUGAACCCACUUGAAUACACUUUGAGAGGCUUAUCAAAUGAUGAUUGCCUGUCCAUAAUUAAAGCAAAAGCUUUUGAUGGAAAUGAAGCUGUUUCACCACAGUUUGAGAUUAUUGGAAAAGAGAUUGCGGAAGCAUGUCAAGGUUUGCCCUUAGCUGCCAAUGUAGUUGGCGGUGUGCUUCGACGAUGUAAGUCCGAAGAAGAAUGGCGCUCAAUCAAUGAAAAUUGUCUUUCAGAUGCUGAAGGUGCUGAAAUAAUCCAAAAGAUACUAAAAUUGAGCUUUGAUUAUUUGCCUUCACUAUCUCUCAAGAAAUGCUUUGCUUACUGUUCAAUUUUCCCUAAAGGUCACUCGAUUGAGAAGCAACAAGUAAUUGAGCACUGGAUGGCAGAAGGUUUUCUUCAACCAGAUAAGAUGGAAGAUGUGGGAAAUAAGUUUUUCAAUGUUCUUCUACACAACUCUUUGCUUCAAGUUGCAUGGCAAGAUGAGGAUGGAAAUGUGGAAUUUUACACGAUGCACGAUCUUGUGCAUGAUCUUGCAUCUUCGGUUUUAUCUUAUAAUAAUGCAAAUUGCAGCACCCUAGUUCGAUACAAGUUUGUCGAAGAAGAAUCAAGUCCUAUUUCAAAAGAAGUGGCCAAGCAUUUACGUACAUUAAUCUUGAAAGGUGGAACUUCUGGUAUUAAUUUCUCAGGCUUCCAAUGUCUUCAUAAUCUAACUAUUGGUAAAAGUUCAGAAGAGCAUCAAUUGCCCAAUUCAGUUAGGGAGUGUAUACAUUUGAGAAAUCUUGAUCUUUCAAAUACAUGUAUUAAAGGCUUGCCGGAGUGGAUUGGUGAACUCAGUCACUUGCAAACACUAAGAGCAUCGCGUGACUGGGAACAAAACUGGAAACAAAAACUGCCAAACACGUUGAAGUACUUGGUUAACUUAAGGCAUCUUUAUAUAGGAUAUUAUAUGGAGUUGCCUGCGGAGAUUGGGAGAUUAACUAGUCUCCAAACACUACCUUACUUCAACGUGGGCGAAGAGAAGGGGUAUCAUAUUGAAGAACUCGGAAAUUUGAAAAAUCUCAAAGGAGAAUUAACUAUUGGAAAUCUUGAGAGGGUGCGUGACAAGGAAGAGGCUCUGAAAGCCAAUAUAUUGCAGAAGCAACACUUAUCUUCAUUGCAGUUUGAAUGGGGAUGGGAUUGUUCGGGUGAUAGAAAUGAUGAGGGUGUGUUAGAUGGCCUCCGACCUCAUGCAAACUUGAAGGAGUUGAAGAUUAAAGGAUACGAAGGCGAAAAAUUUCCAACAUGGUUACAGGAUGAGGAAUGUGAGGAAAUAACCUUGAACCACUUUCCAAGUUUAAGGUCGUUCUAUCUAUGGGGAUUAAGGAGAUUGGAAUGUUUGUCAACGAGGUUUUUCUAUAACCAUUGCAAUCUCUCACGCUUGGAGAUUGACAGAUGUGAUAUGUUGAGAGCAUUACCAGAUGGACUGGACACCCUCAAUUCUCUGAAGGUGUUGAGAAUAGGAUGGUGUAGAAAUCUGAAGUCGAUUGGGAAACCAAGGUGCAGAGAAGGAGAAAAUCGAGGAAUCCUCCGUCGGCUGAGCAUUACAUACUGCAAUGAACUGAUGGAAUUGCCUCGUCAAAUGCUAGAGUUGUGGGCCCCUACAAUUGAGCUUCUUGAAUUGGAGGGAUUAAGGUGCUUAGCGAAUCUACCAAUGCUAUCAUAUCCUUGUCUCAGAGGAUUGAAAAUCUCAGGCGAACCUCAUCUACCGUUGCUAAUGGACUGCCUUGCUAAAUCAUAUCCUCUUCUCACAUAUUUGAAAAUCUCAGGCGUUCCUCAUCUACUGUCUGCUGGAACUGUUGAGAGUUGGGAUUUAGGUAGAUUGAAGAAUUUAAAUAUAGAUGUGAGUGUGGAGUGGUCAGAAGAGAAAAGUGUUGCCAUUAAUGAGACUGUGAAUGGCAUAUUGGAAGGCUGUUGCAACUCACUUGAAUGGUUAACAUUAAGAGGGGUGGAAAAUUGGGAGUGGCUGCCUCAAUCAAUUCAAUGUCUCACUUCUCUUCAGGAGUUAAUGUUAGAAAAUAUAGGGAUAGAAGAAUUGCCGCAAUGGUUUGGAAAUCUCUCAGCUCUGGAGAACUUAUGUCUGUAUGACUGCACAAAGUUGAGGUGCCUGCCCUCUGUGGAUGCAUUGAAGCCCCUUACUAAAUUAAAACAGUUACAUUUUCAAAAUUGUCCGAAACUAAGUAUUGAUUCGGAACGGCGCAACCAUCCCAAUCUCCAAAUCGAAAAUUCCAACAGCUUUCGUUAUGUUUUUGAAAAUUGGUGAUAUAUAUGGUUGUCUGAAUCAGAUUGCCUUGAGAAGGGUAAAGAUGGGCAAGUUUUUGUUAAGUAGUGAUAUGGAGAAGAAGAUGGCUGCCUUGCAAAUAUGCCAUUUCUGAGGUCCCCCGAACGGGCAAGGCAGCUCUGUUAUGGGAGUCGACUCCAAGUACACGCCUCCGUGGAUUCCUCGGUUUUUUAGCAACGAAGAUUUCAUUGCAGUUUGCAGAUUCAGUCAUCGUGCAAGCUCCCUAAACAGAGAAUGCUUUCGUGAUGGAUUUAAGCUGUUUGAUGAUGGCUGCAUUGCAAAAUGACAUUUCUGAGCAUUACCAGAUGGGCUGGACACCUGGAAUUCUAUGCAAAACAUGACAAUAAAAGUGUGUGUAAAUCUGAAGUCGAUUGGGAAUCCAAGCUGCGGAGGAGAAGGAGAAAAUCAGGGAAACCUCCGUGAGCUGAUAAUUAUAGACUGUGGAGAACUGAUGGAAUUCCGUAUUUGAUGCUUGAUUCAGAAUGCUUUCAUGAUGGAUUUGAACUGUCAUGAAUCCAGGGUGAAACAUCACACAGAUUGCGUGUUUGUUGGUGAUGAAGCAGCUUCAAAUGUAGAUUGCAUUGAAAAGGAAAAAGAUGAGUAAACUUUGAGUUGAGUGGUGAUU